GCAUUAUUGGAUUCGGCUAGUGGGGGGUGUGUAUUUAAUCCCACAGAUAUUAAUUAGGCACAAUUAUUACACGGUCUACUUUGCUAAAAACAGACAUUGGUGUUACCAAUUUGAGACCGCCAUGGAUGCUUGUUUCAUCUCUUCGAGUUCUACCAUGAAUGCCCCCCUUGUCCGAGCAAGGCUGGUUCCGACAUACCCGAGCAACAACAUCGUCAAAUAUCCUAUCGGGAAAUCCAAGAAUCCAUUUUCUGUAACAUGCUCCCAAUCAGGUCCGGCGCCGAUAUCGCCGUCGCCGAGAGACGAGGCGGCGAGCCCUGUCCUCACGGCGGACUGGCGAGCCUUCCGAGCCAGACUGGUCGCCCGGGAGCAGGCCGUGCCGGCGCAAGACGGCCUAUCUCUAUCUUCCUUAAUGAAUCCCGCCGCCGCCGGAAACUCGCCGGCCGAUAAAUGGGCGCACCCUAUCCACGAGCCGGAGAAAGGCUGCUUACUGAUCGCGACGGAGAAGCUGGACGGAGUCGACGUCUUCGAGCGUACCGUCAUCCUCCUGCUCUCGACCGGGCCGGUUGGACCGACCGGUCUAGUUCUAAACCGGCAGUCCGUGAUGUCCAUUAAGGAGAUGCGGUCGUCGCCCCUGGACGUGUCGGGUGCCAUAUCCGACCGGCCGCUGUUCUCCGGCGGUCCGAUGGAGAACAGCCUCUUCCUGGUGAGUCCCGACGAGGAAGGGAAGGCCUACGUGGAGAGGAGCGGGAUGUUCCAGGAGGUUAUGACGGGGCUGUACUCCGGCACGGCGGAGAGCGCCCGGUGCGCGGCGGAGAUGGUGGAGAGGGACCAAAUUAGGGUUAGUGAUUUGAGAUUCUUCGAGGGGUUCUGCGCCUGGGAAGGGGCUCAGCUCAUGGAAGAUAUUCGGGCCGGGUAUUGGGCCUUAGCCGCUUGCAGCCCAUCUGUUGUUGGGCUCACUAGCGAAGGCCGUAUUGGGCUUUGGGAAGAAAUUACUGCCCUUCUUAGCCCAAACAAAGUUUGCUAGUUUUGGGCCUCAACAAGGGCCCAAAACCACCUGUAAAUACAGCCAUUCUCUGUUUAAAUAGAAAGGGAAAAAAAAAAAAAAAGGUUUUUUGGUCAACUAAUUUUUAUUUAUGAUUAGCAAGAAAUUUCGGGAUCAGAUGAAAAUGAAUGAAUUAAGUAAACAUAAUAUGUAUGUAGGAAUAAGAUGGAAUAAUUAACAGUAGUUUGUGUUGUGUGAGUUUGACGUGC
Molecule: messenger RNA, 1251 nt
Organism: Andrographis paniculata
Lineage: Eukaryota; Viridiplantae; Streptophyta; Magnoliopsida; Lamiales; Acanthaceae
Exons: 2
Coding region: 122-1024 (300 amino acids)
Source: RefSeq, a predicted model, not a curated record